CUGAACAACUAGGCUUUACUGCGCUCUCUCUCUCUCUCUCUCUCCUUGCUCAUAAAACCAAACGUUGCUUCAGCUAUCUGCUCAAUUUCCAGAUACAUAUAAAUUUGUGUCGGGGUUCCAUUCGGGUUAAUACUACCCAAAGAUUGUGUUAUUCCAGCAUAAAUUCAUUCUUCGCCGGUGAAUCGGCCAUGGAUUCCUUCUCGACAUCUGCUUGAAGAGGUCUGUGUACGCCUUUCCACUUUAUCUAUAAUUCCCUCUAUGCUCAAAUUGCUUCCAAGGGUGAUUAUUCUGCAUAUCCAAAAGCAUAUAAGCCUCCCGCCCCCUUUUUAGCAUCCCUUUCACAAGGGUUUUAGACCUGUUCGUUAGCCUAAAGGAAUCAGAAUUCAGAUAAAAAAAAAGAUGUCGGAUGUGGACCACUUAAUAGCCAAGAAAGUAGCUGAUCGAUACCUGAAACGUGAAGUUCUUGGAGAAGGUACCUAUGGUGUCGUCUACAAAGCCAUUGAUACUAAGAGUGGACAAACUGUUGCAAUAAAGAAAAUCCGGCUUGGAAAGCAGAAAGAAGGGGUGAAUUUUACAGCACUUAGAGAAAUAAAGUUACUGAAAGAGCUCAAGGAUCCAAACAUAAUAGAACUUAUUGAUGCUUUUCCUCAUAAAGGAAACUUGCAUCUUGUUUUUGAAUUCAUGGAGACUGAUCUUGAAGCUGUUAUUCGGGAUAGGAACAUUGUUCUUUCUCCCACUGAUAUUAAAUCUUACCUUCAAAUGACAUUGAAAGGACUUGCUUUUUGCCAUAAGAAAUGGGUUUUACAUAGGGAUAUGAAACCAAAUAAUCUGUUGAUAGGACCUCGUGGACAACUAAAACUUGCAGAUUUUGGUUUGGCGCGUAUAUUUGGUAGUCCUGACAGAAGGUUCACUCACCAGGUAUUUGCUCGAUGGUAUAGAGCACCAGAGCUCUUAUUCGGAGCAAAACAAUAUGGUCCGGGGGUUGAUGUUUGGGCGGCAGCUUGUAUAUUUGCUGAGCUUCUUCUACGCCGCCCGUUUCUACAGGGUAGCAGUGACAUCGACCAAUUGGGUAAAAUCUUUGCUGCAUUUGGGACUCCAAAAGCUUCUCAAUGGCCCGAUAUGAUUUAUCUGCCCGACCAUGUUGAAUAUCAGUAUGUUCCCGGGCAGCCACUUCGGGCACUUUUUCCAAUGGCAAAUGAUGAUGCCUUGGAUCUUUUGUCCAAGAUGUUUGCUUAUGAUCCAAAAGCUAGAAUUUCAGCUCCAAUGGCAUUAGAACAUAGGUACUUCACUUCGGGACCUCCUCCUACAGAACCGGCUUUGCUUCCACGGCCUCCACCAAAGAGGGAGUCUGUAGACUCAAAGCCGCCCUCGGAUGGUGGUGGUGGCCCCACGGUGUUAUCACCUACAAGAAAAUCAAGAAGAGUAAUGCCACAUCAGCAUGACCAUGGAAAUGAAAGAAGUGGACCCGCACCAAUGUCACUAGAUUUUUCUGUCUUCGCCGCAAGGCCGCCAGCUAGACCGACAAUUAACAGUGCUGACAGAAGCCAUUUGAAGAGAAAAUUAGACCUGGAAUUCCAAGUCCCCGAAGAAGAUUGAUGAAAUUGAAAUUUUAAACAUGUCAGAUUUAAUUAUAUAUUUAUAUAUUAUUUUUAUUGUAUUGGACUAGUGGAAUUUUUGUGAUCCGAAUAAUUGAUGUAUUUUUGAUAAUUAAUCAGACAUGGAAUUUAGACUUACGAUGUCUAACUGAUAUAGAAUCAUGACUGGACGCUUUUUGUGGUAUAAAAAUAGUUGUGAUUGUUUGUUUAAUAUUGAAAUAAUGUGUUGAG
This is a messenger RNA of Lactuca saligna, 1826 nucleotides long. Lineage: Eukaryota; Viridiplantae; Streptophyta; Magnoliopsida; Asterales; Asteraceae. The record is from the annotation of a GenBank genome assembly.